UAAAGAAUGCGAGAGAGAGCUAGAUAGAAAGAUAGAGAGAGCGAGAGAGAGAGCCUCCCUAACGGCUAAGUGACACGAUUCAUCCUUAAAUCAGUCUAGAAACAUGAAGCACGUAGUGGGCUGCCUGCUCCUCUCCUCUCUCUGUUCUCUAUCAUCUUGGGCAGGUAUCCAUAACUUGGUGGUGACCCAGUCUCCUCGUGAAGUGACAGUCAAGGAGGGAAACACUGUUCACAUCCACUGCUGCUGGAAAAUGGACCCUAUGAGCAAUCUCAGAGCAAAAGUAGUCUGGAAAAGGAACAAACCAACUAUUGAUUCUACAUCUUCCUUUCAGCGUGAAUCAGCCAUCACUGGGCCAUGUCAUGAACAAGCUCAGCCCCAUGUAGCUUGUAAUUGCUCAAAUCUGAUCCUCUCAAACGUCACUGUAAAUGACUCUGGUUUAUACAUCUGUAAAGUAAACAUAGAUAUACCAGUGCUUCUUCAAUCAGAAGGGAAUGGAACCAGCAUAACAGUUACAACCAUCAAACAAGUUAACAUGACAAAUGGAAAAGAAGAAGAAAUCAACCAAUCAAAUCUCCUGUUUAUCAUCAUUCCUCUGGCUGUCCUCUUCUUGGCUGCUCUAGUCUGCUUUUUGAUUCGAAAACACGUCAUGGAUUCGAAGAAUACAGCCAGGGUGAUAUACGAGGCCCCGCACCCUGGAUCAGAGGAGUCUGAUGGCCAGAGCACUAAUUCCUCCAGGGGAUCUACCCAGUGGUGUCAAGUCCAGCUGUACGAAUCUAUCGAUUACUUUGCUGUCGAAGACAACAAAGGAAAAGGAUGAAAGGAUGUCUCAGCUCAUUUCAUUUUUUAUAUCUCCACUGUACUGUCUGCAUACUGUAUUUCUAUUCUUGCUGUAAUUAUUUGCUUAUUUUUUAUGGGCCUAAAAAUACAAACGUCUGAUGAAGAUAACUCUGUUUCUUACACUCAAUUUUUUGUGUGAGAGGAUUUGAACCUGUGCCUGAACCUGAAUUGAGCAAUAGUUAACUAUUACACAAUUGUGAUGCUCUAGAUAAGCUUCUCUGACUUUGUGCCUCGCAUGUGUGUACGUGUAUUUAAGUGUGUGUGUGUGUAUGCGGGGUGGGGGGACCAUUACACACAUAAAUUUAGAGCAAUUUAUGUACUGGGUACAUGCAAAGGGUCUAUGUCUGCUGGUCCGCCUAUAUCUGUGUCUGUGCAUCUGUGUGUGGCAUACAGACUACCACCAAACGACAGUUAAACGAGCCUCUUGCUCUUUAGCCAUGACCCUACUGUCAACAAUAGAGGAUCACUAGGGCAGUCCUGUGCCACAAGACUAAAUACACAGGUUUCAGAAUAGCAUUUCAGUCUGGUCCAGCCACAGCAGUUCCCCAGUAUUUUUCCCUGUGUGUGUUUUCCUUUCCCUCUGCGUCCCCUGCUGGUCCCUCUGUGUUCGUGUGGCAUACAUGCCGGUCAUGGCGCAGCAAUACAUCUAACCCGGUGUUCCAGCCCUUCAUCGUCUACUUUGAUUCCGUUAAUUGCAAACACGUGAAAACAGGUAUACCUAUUUCUGUUAGGGCUGUGCUACACGACACGACGAUAGGUCUUUGAGAAAUGUAAUAGUUGGUCAAAAACUUAAUAAACAUAAACAUAUUUUAUAAGGGAUGGCUGCAUAUGCUUAUAGAUGCCAGUCAGAUUAUGGACAAAUAACAAUUCUCCGACUCAUCCAGAUGUACAAUGCUGCCCCGCAUAUCCAAACUGACUUUAAAAUGUGACGUUUACACGAGCGUAGUCUGCACCCACGUCCAAAUUGAUAAAUGUCGAGUUGUGUGUGGAAAUUACCGUACGGGCUUAUCAUCGUUUCAUAAAUGAGAACCAUUGGGUCCAGGAGCAGACCUGCGUGCGUGCGUGCGUGCGUGCGUUUUCAAAUGUGUGUGAGGCAGCUUUUUUAAUAACUGAGGAUGCAGCCAUUAUAUAACUCAUAAGAAAGAUUUGCUGCUUUCGAAGUAACCUACACUACGAUUAUACACCGCAACAGUGUCUCUACACAAGUGGAAAGUGUGGUGUGUGCUCAAUGAUAGGUCAAUGACAGGAAAUGGAAACAUCUGAAAUCUUUGACGACUGUAUCUGUAGCAGAACAGAGUAACGGCAAUAAGGGGACAAUAAAGAGAGACGGUUAGAGCUGUCUUAAGUCUUUAGAAUAGUUCUCUUGUCUUUGUCUAUAAGUCUAUUUCUACACUUGAUGCCUCGUCCAUUAAUGGUAUAUAGAGGAUCAAGUUAUCCCUUAACCCACUGCGUGAGAGCGUGAUACAUGUUUGAAAUGUGUGAGUCUAACGGCGAAUGCGUGAUCGGGGUGGGCGGAUCGAUCUACAGUAUCGAUAGUAUCGAUACCAACGUUGGUAUCCGCAUCCUUAAUUUUUAAUUUUCAAUCUACAUUCAGUACACAACUCCCUUUUCGUCAAAUAGUGGUUGUGCAAACCCCGCUCCUCUCACUUCGCUCAAGCUCACUUUGCCCCUCCUCCACCUCCCCUGCUAUGCUGUGAGUUGUUGCCGGCGUGCAAGUGCAGUAACAUGACCCAGCAGCACGCUAACUGUAUUUUUGACAAAACUCUGUCCUGCGUUUUAUUAUGACCAUAACCGGAUACUGGCAGGCAUAGAGACUUUGUGGUAACUGAAAGUGUGAUGUUCUGAAAAGGCUGGUAGAAUAGUUACGAGUCUGGUGAGAGUGUGACAAUGAAAUAGCAAAGACAAGGUGAAGGUCAAGAUGCAAGUGAAGAUGUCAAGGUCAAAAAAUGACUUUCAUUUAAAUCAAUGUAUCAAUGUAUAACAGUCUGUUAUACAUCAAACAGUAGAGCACCCAUUGGUUAUACCGAAUACUACUUUUUUUAAAGUUCACAAACACAUCCCAUGCUUCAACUUAGACACACAGUCUGUUAUGGCCAAACCAAAUAAAAAACUUGAGUCACAUUGACUCAACACAAAUGGCUCAAUUAGUCACAUUGGUUUUGAGGGAAUUCAGUAAUCAGUUGCACCCACAUCACUCUAAAAACACAAUGGGGCUUCAGUAUAUAGACACACAUUUCUGAUACAUUCACAAUAUGCAUUUACAACAAUUACAUUUCACUUCCACUGCUGUCAUGCUACUAUUAUCAAUGCUACUGCCCUAGCUUGGGGAAUACUUUUCUUAUGAGGCGUUGGCAGUGCACCUUAGUGUAGGGCCUGUCAGUUGUAAAUGCUUGUGUAGUGACUAUUGGGGUCUCACGAGAUCCAUACAGCUCCAUCGCUCCAUGACUCGUAGGGAGUCAGGUGGCUGAGCGGUUA
This is a messenger RNA of Hypomesus transpacificus, 3312 nucleotides long. RefSeq lists its product as uncharacterized. The record is from RefSeq and is a predicted model, not a curated record. The coding region runs from base 104 to 817 and encodes 237 amino acids. Gene Ontology annotation, cellular component: B cell receptor complex; external side of plasma membrane. Gene Ontology annotation, biological process: B cell differentiation; B cell receptor signaling pathway. Lineage: Eukaryota; Metazoa; Chordata; Actinopteri; Osmeriformes; Osmeridae. The transcript is spliced from 5 exons.